Messenger RNA from Trichoderma aggressivum f. europaeum, 882 nucleotides. RefSeq lists its product as uncharacterized. Bases 1 to 882 code for a protein of 293 amino acids. Lineage: Eukaryota; Fungi; Ascomycota; Sordariomycetes; Hypocreales; Hypocreaceae. The transcript has a single exon. The record is from RefSeq and is a predicted model, not a curated record.
AUGGCCAUCAAACCAUCCGUCGCCCUCGUCUCUCCCCUCUGCAGCUCACACCAUCUCACCCACUGCACCCGCCCUUCCUCAUCUCCCCUAUGUAAACGCUUCAAAAGACAAUACGCCACCAUCCAAGACGCCAGCGAGAAGAAAUGGUCCGACUGGAAACCCUCUCCCGAAGACACCGUCCACGAAUGGCCAAAGUCGCCACGGCCCACGCCAUACGAAGUCCUCGGCGUUUCCAAGGCUGCCGUCUACGACAAGCGACGCUUCUAUCAUCUCGUCAAGCUAUAUCACCCAGACACGCAUGACCACAACCAUCGUCACGCACCCGUAUCACCCUCGUCCGUGCACAUCGGGAACAUCCCCCACGCCACCCGCCUCGAACGCUAUCGCAUGAUCGUCGCCGCCAACGAACUCCUCGGCAACUCCUCCAAGCGUCGCAUGUACGACACCUACGGCCUAGGAUGGUCCCACGGCGACCACGCCACGUCCCUGCGCGACAUCGACAAGAACUGGCGCCACCAACAAGGCACCGCCGCGAACAACGCCACCUGGGAAGACUGGGAACGCUGGCGGGAUGCCCAGGACGGGAAGUCGAGCGAGCCCGUGUACAUGUCGCAUGGGGCGUUCGCAUCCAUCUUGGUGCUCAUGUGUCUUGCGGGAGCCAUGGCGCAGACCAAUCGUGCCGAGGCGAGCGGCGCGCAGUACGUCGGGUGGGCGGCCGAUCACAGCGCUGAGAUUGGAGGCCGGCUGCGGAGGAACGGAACGGCGGUGGCUGGGCUCAGCAAGGAUGAGAGGGUCGACUACUUUUUGAAGGAACGCGAAAACGUCAAUUUUCAGUUUGUGCCGACCAAAUACGAGACGAGUGACCGCCCUAGGCCGUCAUAG